AUGAACCUAUUGUCUUCAUUUUGUGUCCAGAACCUUGUUGCUGUGCUCAUUGUACUGAUGCAAGGAAAAGCACUGCCACUGAUUUCAACCUACUCUUUCCUCCUCACUGCAGCUUCAACAAUCACUGCUCCUCGUAGCUUUGGUGGAAACGAGACGGAUUAUGAAGCCUUGCUAGCCUUCAAAGCAAAGAUACAAGACCCGCACAGUAAUACCUUGAGCUCGUGGAAUGAUUCUCUCGAUUUCUGCAACUGGCCAGGGAUCACAUGUGGCCGUCGACAUGGAAGGGUCAGAAUUAUCAAUCUAGUGGACCAAAAAUUGGCUCCUUACGUGGGAAACAUUAGCUUCCUUCGAGAAAUAAGACUCGCAAACAACAUAAUUCAUGGUGAAAUUCCACCUGAAGUUGGGCGUCUGUUGAGAUUACGAGUUCUGAUGCUGACCAAUAAUUCCAUAGAAGGCAAAAUUCCAGCCAACUUGUCAGGCUGCUCCAGCCUUGCAGAGCUCUAUAUUGAUCGUAACAAGCUUGGGGGUGAGAUUCCUAUGGAGCUUGGUUUCUUGUCAAAGCUCACAAUACUCUCUUUUCGUCAGAAUAAUCUCCAGGGAAAGAUACCGCACUCCAUCGGUAAUCUUACCUCCCUUGAAAGUUUGUCUUUGAGAAGAAAUGUUUUGGAGGGAACUAUUCCUGAUUCUUUAGGCCGACUGAAGAGAUUAACUAGUCUUCUGCUCGGUGAAAAUAAACUUUCGGGUUUCAUCCCUCCAUCUCUAUAUAAUCUAUCGUUGAUUACUACUUUCUAUUUGGGUGGCAAUGGAUUUCGCGGAAGUCUUCCGUCGAAUUUAGGCUUGCAUUUGACGGGAAAAAUACCUGAUAUUUUUGGAAAACUACAUCAUCUCUCUCGACUGCAUUUCGGAAGUAAUAACCUGGGAACCGGAGGAGAUGAUGAAAUGGCGUUUCAUGCUUCUCUGACCAACUGCAGCAUGUUAAAAGUUGUGAGCAUCAACAACAACAGAUUAGAAGGAUCGCUGCCGAUUACAGUAGGAAAUCUUUCAACAUAUAUGGCUUAUUUUGGGCUCUCAGGAAAUCACAUAGUCGGACGGAUCCCUUCAGGUAUAGGGAACCUAGUUAACUUAACUUUCCUAUACAUGGAUCGAAAUCAAUUCACUGGUGAAAUUCCAGCUUCUUUUGGUAAUCUACGAAAGCUAGAGCAGUUUUCACUCUUUUCCAAUAGACUGUCAGGAAAAAUUCCAUCUUCUUUAGGAAAUCUGUCAUUGUUGAGUGUCCUUUAUUUAGAUGAUAACAAAUUAAAAGACACCAUCCCUGCUAGUCUUGGAGGUUGUAAAAACUUGGUGUCGUUGGGCCUUUCUAGAAAAAACCUCAAUGGCAGCAUACCAGAACAACUUUUCGGUACCUCCUCUGUAUUAUUUUCACUGAAUCUAUCUCAUAACCAAUUUACUGGUUCCUUGCCUUCAACCAUUGGUAGUCUAAAAGGUCUGAGUGAACUGGAUGUCUCUUGGAACAUGCUGUCUGGUGAAAUUCCAACUAGCCUUGGAGGAUGCACCAGCCUCGAGGUCCUGCACAUGGAGGAUAAUUUCUUCCAAGGAUCUAUUCCUUCAUCAUUUAGUUCUUUGAGGGGAAUUCAAUUUCUUGACCUUUCUUGUAACAAUCUGUCAGGCCAACUUCCAAACUUUCUUGUGACAAUCCCUUUCAUAAGUUUAAAUCUUUCCUAUAACAAUUUUGAGGGGGAGGUUCCGAGGAAGGGAGUUUUCACAAACGAGAGUGCAGUAUCAGUUGUUGGAAAUGACAAACUUUGUGGUGGAAUUUUGGAAUUGCAUUUGCCUGAAUGUCCCAACAAAGAGCCAAAGAAGACAAAAAUGUCUCAUCUGCAAUAUUUAUUGGCAAUCACAAUACCUUGUGCUCUUGUUGGAGUCAUCACUGUCUCAUCUUUCUUGUUUUGCUGGUUCAAAAAGAAAAAAAAGGAGCACUCUUCUAAUACUCAAUAG
This is a messenger RNA of Populus trichocarpa (black cottonwood), 1995 nucleotides long. Its product is annotated as putative receptor-like protein kinase At3g47110. The transcript has 2 exons. Lineage: Eukaryota; Viridiplantae; Streptophyta; Magnoliopsida; Malpighiales; Salicaceae. The record is from RefSeq and is a predicted model, not a curated record. Gene Ontology annotation, molecular function: protein binding. Bases 1 to 1995 code for a protein of 664 amino acids.